GUGAACGAUAGUUUCAUACAAGACUUCAAGAGCUUGAGGGAAAGAACACCACCACCAUCGUCAUCAUCAUCGUCAUAGCACUAUCAUUUCAUUUUAUAUGGAGAAGAGCUCGAUGAGCAGCGGCAGCAGCAGGAGCAACAUGGGUUCGGCCUCAGCGGCCAUCAGCAGCUCCGAUCUCAUCGACGCCAAGCUCGAGGAGCACCAGCUCUGCGCCGGAUCCAAGCACUGCCCCGGCUGCGGCCACAAGCUCGUCAAGCCGGAUUGGUUAGGCCUGCCAGCUGGUGUAAAAUUCGACCCGACCGAUCAGGAGCUGAUCGAGCACCUCGAGGCCAAGGUCGAGGCGAAACACGACAUGAAAUCUCACCCUCUCAUCGACGAGUUCAUCCCCACCAUCGAGGGGGAGGACGGCAUCUGUUACACCCACCCAGAGAAACUCCCCGGAGUGACAAGAGACGGUUUGAGCAGGCAUUUCUUCCACAGGCCAUCGAAAGCUUACACCACGGGGACAAGAAAGCGCAGGAAGAUACAGAACGAGUGCGACCUCCAAGGCGGCGAAACCCGGUGGCACAAAACGGGGAAAACCCGACCCGUUAUGGUCAACGGCAAGCAGAAGGGUUGCAAGAAGAUCUUGGUUCUCUACACCAACUUCGGCAAGAACAGGAAACCCGAAAAAACCAACUGGGUCAUGCACCAGUACCAUCUGGGGCAGCACGAGGAGGAGAAAGAAGGCGAGUUAGUGGUAUCCAAGAUAUUUUACCAGACCCAGCCCAGACAGUGCAACUGGGUCGAUCGGAGUGGUGUUGGUGGCACUAAUGUGGGGUUGAUGACGGUUGGUGGUGGUGGUGGUGGUGGUGGAGGAGAAGGAAGCACGAGCGGGAGUUGUUCUUCUUCGAAGGAAGUUAUCAUCCAUCACGGCCAGAGGGAGAGUGGUCUUGAUCAGCUUCAUGGAGCUGUUGCGGCGGUCAUGUCGAGUUACUCUACUCCCAUGGAGAUCGCGCAGCAGAUGAAGUCUCACGAUCAACAUCAUCAUUUCGGGUUCACCCAUUUCAGGAAAAGUGGGUUUGAUGAGGUGGGGAUGGUAGUAACAGGUGGAGGAGGAGAGGCUUCGACGGCAAGGGAAGGCGGGCCGGCCCAAACAUCCGGCACGUGCGAUGAGAUCGGAGAUCACCAUCAUCACCAUCAAAAUCCACAUCAUCAUCAGACUGCGCCACAUCAGCAUCAACAUCUGGCCCACGACCAUCCACAUCAGCAGCAGCAGCAGCAGCGCCAUGCAGUCGCACUAGGGCAUCACCAUCAUCAGAACAUAGCUGCAACUUCGGCGGCGGCGGCGUUCCACAUAAGCAGGCCGUCGCCGCCGAUAUCGGCGAUCAUCUCGCCGCCGCCGAUCCACCACACCUCCAUCAUCCUCGACCAGGAUCCCUACCAUGUCUCCCGCCUCAUGCUCCACAACGAGAUCCACCAGCAGCAGCAGCAGCAGCAGGAAGAGCAGGAGCGGCAGCAGCAGCAUCAUAAGAUGGUCGGAGGAAGGUCGGCGUCUGGCCUGGAAGAGCUCAUAAUGGGGUGCACUUCGUCGUCGGCGGCCUCUGAUAUUAAAGAAGAAUCCUCCAUUGCCAACCCUCAAGAAGCAGCAGAAUGGAUGAAGACCUACUCUUCUUUCUGGCCAGACCCUGACAACCAAGAUCAUCAUGGGUAAAAAAACAAAAAAAAAACAGAAAUAGUUUUCUUAUUAUCAAAACCCUAAAAAAAAAAAAGAACAGAGAAACCUGCACCAUAUAUAAUAUAUACAGACACACCAUCAUUGUCAUCAUCAUUAGUACUUGAAGCCUCCAUUUCUAGCUUCCUCUCUAGUUCUUUCCAACAAAGAGAAAGAGCCCUCUCUCUAGAGUUUGGUUUCUUUCUGUGGGUUUCUGGUUGGGUCUUUUUUUCUGUGAUCUCUUUGGGAAUUGGGGCAGUCAUACUUUAGGUCUCAAAUGGCUCUCAACUGAACUAACUGUCCAUGCUGGAAAGAAGGGAAAGGUAAAGAGGGACAGAAGAAAGGAAAGAGCCAAGAAAAGAAAAGAGAACCCAAGGAAGAAAAAGAGGGAAGAAAAGAAAGCCUGCUGCCCUCUCUCUCUAUCU
This is a messenger RNA of Linum tenue, 2118 nucleotides long. Lineage: Eukaryota; Viridiplantae; Streptophyta; Magnoliopsida; Malpighiales; Linaceae. The record is from the annotation of a GenBank genome assembly.